GAAAUGAAUCCUAUGUUGGUGUUUACAAGUGAAAAUUUUGUGGGUUACUGUAGAGUGUAUUUCUUGUAAUUGGAGGUUAUAAUACACUAUAAACAAACACAAAAUGAUUACGUUGUAAAUUAAAUUUGUAGAUUUAGUAAAAUGGACAUUAAACUUUGUCGUCUUUGUGCUGUUAAAAAAGAUUCCUUUGUAGGAAUUUACGAUGAUGAAGGGCAUAACUUGCGAAUUGAAUCAAAAAUUAACAAAUGUCUUCAAAUUGAGAUGUAUCCUGAAGACCCGUUACCAAAGAUGGUUUGUCUGGACUGUUGUUCCAAAUUGGAACAAUGCUAUCAUUUCUUGGAGACUUCUCAUGUGGCUCAGAUGACUCUUCAUAGAUUAUUUCCAAUCGGAGAUGAUGGUUGUCAAACCUCAGAACUCAAAGAGGAAGAAACUUUGGUUGAAUUGCUUCCACUUCCUGCUCCAUCUGAUCAACCUCUCACUCAUGAAGAUAUAAAUAAUAUAACUGAAAGCAUAGAAGAAAAAGUAGAAGACGGAUUAGAAGAAGAUAUUGAAGAAGAUGAUGAGGAUGAAGAAGAAGAUGAAGAUGAGGAUGAAGAGGAUGAUAUGGGAGCACAUGACAGCUUGGAAGAAGUUAUUGAAGAAGUUGUUGAAAUUGAUAACGAUGAAAAUGAACCUGCAAGUAUGCUGAAAAAGAAACGAUCACCAGUGCGAAAACAGAAAAAAUUGGAAGACUUAAGUGAGAUGGAAGUGGAAGAGUUGAUGUUAAAAGAUAAACAGUGGCAGCAUUAUCGUUGGAUCUGUUCGGAUUGUUCACAGGAGUUUCUAAGUGUGGAGCUUUUGCGAGAGCAUCAUCAAUUGAUUCACAAGCAAAGUCCUCAUUACAUGUGUGCCCAGUGCUCCAAGGUCAGCACACAGUUCCAGGAGUUCUUUAGUCACAUUAAGCGACACCGCAAUGUUCUCAAGUACAGCUGCGAGGAGUGUGGCAAGAGCUUCUCCAAUAAGCGAGUGAUGGACUCCCACUCGGCCUCUCACAGCAAUGUUCGGCCAUUCGUCUGUCAGGAAUGCGGCAAGGCAUUCCGACACCAAAACGCUCUCUUCAUCCAUACUCGAUGUCAUCUGCCCGAGAAUGUAAAAAACAAGUACCUCUGUGAUCAGUGCAAUAAAAGGUUCUCCACUAAACCUAACCUGGUGACUCACCAGCGUAUCCACACAGGUAUUCGCAACUUCACCUGUGAACAGUGUGGCAAAAGUUUUGUCCAGAAAGGCAACUUGGACGCUCACAUGUUGACUCACUCACAGGACAAACCAUUCAGUUGCGAGCUCUGCAACAAAGGGUUUAAGACUGCCAUGCAGCUACGCAAGCACCAUUCGGUACAUACAGGAGCCAAACCACACCAAUGUGAUGUGUGUGGCCGAUCAUUUAGAGAGAGGGGAACACUGCGUGAACACUUGCGGAUCCACACUGGAGCUAUGCCCUUCACUUGCGAAUAUUGUGGCAAGGCAUUUCGUUUUAAGGGCAUUCUUACAACACAUCGACGACAGCACACAGGAGAGCGUCCAUAUUCUUGCCUGGAGUGUCAGCAUCAUUUCACCAACUGGCCGAACUACAAUAAGCACAUGAAACGGAGGCAUGGCAUAAACACUAGCCGCCAGACUCGUGCCAAGCCCCCCACACUCAGCAACCCACCCCCACCCCUAGAGCCCCUGCCACUGUACGAGGAGUACGCCCCUGCACCCCUUCCACCCCCCACCACAUACCACCCUCACCCCAACAGCUUCCCUGCCCCUACUCUGCAGCAGUUCUUCACAUUCACCCAGCUGCCUGGACAACCACACCUCGACCCCACCCUCGAUAUGAUGCAGCACAGGUAGUGAUUGUCUCUCUCUCUCUCUCUCUGUCUAUUAUAAUUAAAUAUAGUAACAUUUCCUUUCAGUAUACUUUGUGUUAAUGGCAGAUCAUGUGCAAAAUAUUUUAGUUAUUUAGUAAUGUGAUCACAUUUUGUUGCUCACUAGUUUUUGUUUCAAAAUAUAAUAAAAUAAUUAAACUGUAUACUAAGUGUGUAUUCAGAAAUGUAAUACAAUUUAACUGACUAGUGAAUCUCGUGAUUUAAGUGCAUGCACCAAUGAAUUUAUUUUGACAUUGUUUUAUAAACCUUGAGUUCAUAGAAUGAAGGAAGCUUAAAGGUAAAUACAGUUUGUUCAAGGCGUUUUUUAAGCAUAAAUUAACAACUACAUAAAUAAAAUUGUAAAAAAAUCAUAAAUUAUUCAUAGUUUGUUGGAACAUGAUUUCAUUGUUGAUUGUAUAUUUUUGGUCAGUCUUUUUUCAAAUCAGUUAAAAUUAUGUGGAUGAGUAACUGUUAUUUGUCAUACUGUUAAGCAACUCACACAAAAAAAGUUUGUACAGAAAGAAAGUACUAUUUUUCAAUUUAUACAUUAAGUACUGUGACAUGAUUUGGCAUAAUAAGUCUGGUAUCAAUGACAUGGAUAUAUUUGAUUGAAUCUCAGUGUCCAAACGUGUUUUAUUUGUUUUAUUGUUUUCUUGUUAUUUUUUAAUAUUCCAUUAGUCUCCAUUUUAUUGUAUUUGUAUUUAUGUUUACAAUUCUUGUUAUUCAGGUAUAUAUAAAAGGAAUGUAGCUAUAUUGUUGUCAACAACAAUACCAGUGGCUUAUUUAUAUAAUAAUGUUUUAUUUGUGUUACACACAGUGCUCUUUCUAGAACUAAAAGUGGCAGAACUGUUACCUCCUAGCGGUAUGGAAUACAGUACAACCUUGUAACCUUGUUUGUCUAGAUUAAUUGGGGCUAAAUGUGAUCCAGAUAAAUAAACAUUCUGAUAACAGGGAAUACAGUUAAUACAGAAUAUAUAGAUUGCAGAUGAUAAGAAGUUUAUUUAUUACACAUACAGCAGUAGCCAAAAAGGAGCUAGUUUAUUAUUGUUUUAUUAAUAAUGAUUAAUUAUAGAGAAAAUAAAUAAAGUAAACCAGUUAAGGGAAAUUUUAAUUGUGUUAUAAAAAAAACUGUCAGUGUUUUUUGUUUUAUUUUGGUACACUUUUUCUGAGCAAUACGUUUCAAGGUCAUCAUUUGUGCUGUAAAGUUUAACCACGGUUUAAGGUCUAGGUCUAAGGUCUAACUCUGCUGUGAAAUCAGAAUGAAUCACAACAUCUGAUUUUCUCGAUAUCAGAAUUUUUCUCACUGUCCUUUGUUACCAUUUUAGAACAUACUGCUGCUACAAUUGUCAUCUACAAGAAGAUUCCGUUGUCGGUCUAAAGCCAAUCAUUUAAAUCUUGCAAAUUUAUAAUAAAGUUCAUGAAGGACUUUUACAACUUUGUUCAUUUGUUAUUAUUUUGUAUGUAUUAUUUUGAACACCGAGCAUGUAUUCACAAAAAAUCAAAUUACACUGAAAAUUCAACAAAAAUUAUUUGUUGUUCUAAAAAUUCUACUUUAUCCAUUCUGUAAAACUGAUUGGAUAAAUCCGGAGAUACGGAUAGUAAAGUCUGUAUAAACAAGGUUGUACUGUACAUCCAGAGGAAAGUUGGUCUGGGCAAAUUUUAAAAAUAUGAGGCCUUAGACAGUGUUUUUAUUCAUUUCUGUGGUGAUGAGGAGAGUAAAGAAAGGUGAAGGAUAUCUUAUUUUAUCAGAAUAAGUUAAGAUUAUAUAAAAAGAUUUUUUAACAAAAUUUUGAGGACAAACCAAAAGUGUUUAUUUUUUUACUUUAGAGAAACCAGAACACCAUUCCAGUGUAUUCCGCUUCACAUUAAGCAUUGUGUAGAGCAAACUUUUGGUAGUACUGGUGUUGGAACACAAUUAUGUGCCGGCUUGUUAACUACUCAAACUAGCAAGAAACGUAAAAGUAAUAAAUUUUAUAAUUCAAAAGUUGUGGAGGCUUUUGUAGAACUCUUAAUUUCUGUAGAAUUUGAUUAUAUAUUUUCUUUUGUUUUAAUAUGCACUAAUAUCUACAAGAGCUACAGAUAAAGUCACUUUUGUUCUCAUGUAGCGAAGGAAGUAGCAAGAGGAGUUUCACCUUAUUUGUACUUAUGUACAAAAUAUAUAUGUACCUCUAGCUGUGUUAGUGUUGAGAUUGUGGAGUUUUCGAUGAGUCUGUAGUGUUACAAUCUUUGAUGUUAGAAUUUUCGAUGUACGUAAAUAGUUGUUACAAUUGGGGAAAUACCUGUAGAUUGAGAAGUUGUUGAGGUCAUUCCCUUUAUAUUAAAAACAUCAUACUAUAGCUAUUAUUCUUAAAGAAAUUAUGUUUUCACCAAAUUUAUUAUAACUAGUGAGUGAUGCAUUAAAAUAAAGGGAAAAUGUCUAUGGGUUUUUUGUUGAGAGGAUUCAUUUAUAUAGCUACAUAUCACCGCCCGUUUCUUUAUCGCCAUCAAGAAUAUUUUUUUCUACAUUUUUAACAUCACAUGUUACUGAAAUCACUGUUAAUUUUGUGAAUAACUUGAGUAAAGAUGAAUGAAAUGUCAUAAAAUAUCAACUUUGAAUAUUUUACGACAAAAUGAAAUUAUUUCACAUACUUCACAUUUAGUAGUGGGAGAUCUAUUUGUGUACAAACAAAUGAAUGCUACAGAUGAAUUAGAAACAACACAAUGUUUUCUCUGACACAUCUAUAAUUGAGCAUUGGCGUAACUAAGUGGGCAUUUAGGGGAUAUAAUCCUCCCCCAAAACCCUAAAGAAUUUUAAGCAUAUUUGUAUGUGUUCAAACCUCCAAAUUGUUUUAAAUACAGCAGUUAAAUGUUUUACUUUGAAUAAGGCCUAUCCAGUAUGUUUAAAUUUAGAUUUGAUAUGAUUUAUUUUUUACCCUUGGUGUGAUGUUCUCUUAAAUCAGAUUCAUCCCUCCCCAAAACCAAGCCAUACUUACACAACUACAUACAAGUGAGUAUAAACAUCACUUGUUACUUUCUUUCUCUGCAGAGCUUUUAUAUGCAAUAUUAUUAGGUUAUUUUAAUGUCUAGUGUCUAGGUUAAAAAAUAAUAAUAAUUUGUUCAACACCAAAUGUGCCCAUACCCUUUGUGUAUUACGUGUCAUUAUUAUAGUGGUCUGUGAGAUUGUGAAUGUCCCAAUUUGGCCCUGACACGGAAAAUGUAGCAUGUUUUUUUUUUUUUUUUUAGUAUCCUCACAUUAUUAUUCUUGUACUUGUAUUGUAUUAGUAAAACAAGUCUUGCUGUAUGAGGAAAUUAUUUCACUCAACUUUGAAUGUCUUCCAAUCAUCAAGGAAGAAAAACUUGAAUGGUAUAUUUUAUCAAGCAUUAGUUUGUAUUGGUUGGCCUGGUUAAGUAAUAUACUUAGUGCUAUAAGUAAAGACAUAUUAUCUGGUUGAAAUUAAGACUUAAUUAAGAAAAAGUUCCAAAGUACCUGUCACUAUAAUUAUUUUGUUUAAAUGUAGUUUUGUGUAACCAAUUUUUAGUUAACCAAAUAAAACUUCUCUAUUGUUUGUUUAGUUCCUUUCAUCAAAUCUUGCCAUGAAUUUAUUUCAACUGUUAAAAUUUUGUAUUAAACGUUGUUUGAUUUUGUUUUGUUAGAGUGCAUCUAAAUAUGAUUUAAGUUAUCCAUAAGAUCUUGUGAAUAGUUUUCACAACAUACUAUCGGUAUUAAAUUUUGUGCAUCAAAUAUUAGGAAGUAGUUUUUUAAAUGGAACGGCUGAAUGCAAUGGCCAACACAUUAUAUAAUAAUGGAGUGAAUGUUGCAUUGUAAUGCAUAUGAACAAAGUAUUGUAUUACAUUACAUUGCAUAGAGCCUUAAUGUUAACUCUGUAUAAUAUGAGAUAAAGUGGUCAUGAAUAAUUUUUUAAUAGUUUGUUUUUCAUAUGUUAUUUUCUGAUUGUAUUUGAGAAUUCUUUUAUAAUUUAAGGUUAAGUAUUAUUUUGUAUUUUGCAUAUCAUUACUUUAUUUAUAUUUACAGAUUUUUGUAAAAUAAAACAAAGUAAAUUACAUUAUUAUGUUUAAAUCGUGUAUACUUAAUAUUAAGUCGUUUUAAACUUGUAUUAUUUAUUUUUAUUUUGUACUCAGUUAUUCUUGGUGUUGUGCAUAUUUAAUAACUUAUUAAUGAGCAAGGUAGUGAUAGGUUUUAUAGCCAUAUUAAUUACUAUUUAAUCAUAUUAAAAGAGGAAAAUGACCGGUACUUUAAUUUUGAUCAUAAAUAAUAGUUAAAUUAGUGACCUCCAUUAUUCAAGUCAAUUAUAGAAUGCUAUUAGUUUUGUAUUCUUAAGUAAUCUGUGUAUUGUUCUCUAUAUAUUUUGAUCUGAAUUCUGUGAUAUCUGUUCAAAACUUAACAGUAUUAUUUAUUAAAAAUAAGUUUUGAAUUUAAUUUUAUUAUUUGAUAAAAAAUUUGAUAUUGUA
Messenger RNA from Homalodisca vitripennis (glassy-winged sharpshooter), 6335 nucleotides. RefSeq names its product zinc finger protein 436-like. Gene Ontology annotation, biological process: regulation of transcription by RNA polymerase II. NCBI's taxonomy places the organism in Eukaryota, Metazoa, Arthropoda, Insecta, Hemiptera, Cicadellidae. The record is from RefSeq and is a predicted model, not a curated record. Gene Ontology annotation, molecular function: zinc ion binding; DNA-binding transcription factor activity; RNA polymerase II cis-regulatory region sequence-specific DNA binding. Bases 142 to 1872 code for a protein of 576 amino acids. Gene Ontology annotation, cellular component: nucleus. The transcript is spliced from 9 exons.